AUGGGCGACGACAAAAUUCGGUCAACAAAGCUGAAAUUCAAAGGCGAUAAGCAGAAAAAGAAAAGGAGAAGAGAGGAUGCCGAGGAAGGAAGCUCAGACAACAAACGGCGAAAGGAAGACAAUGUCGACCCCGAUACUUGGGUAUUUCCGGAAAAUCCCAAUGAAAUUCGGGGUCCCACAUUCAUAAUCCAUCCUUCUGACCCUUCACCAAUAUCUCUAAAUUUCAGCUCUACAACAAAUCGUGUUGUGCUUCAUUUCAUUGACAAGGAAAAGUCGGAAGAUGACUCGGAACCGCAGUCUCUGCUUGAGCGUACACCGACCGACAUCUCACAGGUGUGGGUGACAACCCGAGUCGCUGGUUCACCAACGAUCAACAUACGGUCUGGUUCUGGAGAAGGCAAGUUUCUGUCUGCGAACACACUAGGCAUCGUGUCUUGCGAUAGAGAUGCUCGAGGUCCCCAAGAAGAAUGGACACCAGUCAUUAUGCCUGACGGAAUGACCGCGCUCAUGAACUCAUACGAAAAGUAUCUUGGUAUCGACGAAGUCGCAGGUGGUUCACUACAGCUCCGGGCGGAUAGUGACGAAGUAGGGUUUAAGGAGAGGUUUUGGCUUAAGAUCCAGAGCAAGUACAAAAAAGAGGCGAACGAAGAGGAAAAGACGAAGAAAGAGGGUAUGGCUGGUCCUCCUAAGAUUGACGAGUCGGCUACCAACCAUCUCUAUCAAGCGUGGGGUGCUGGACGAAGUGUUGUCUCUUCUCAUGACAAGAAAGAGCUAAAGCGCGCUCGUAAAGAGGGUAGACUGGCGGAGGCACUUCUCGAUAGACGUGCUAAACUAAAGAGUGAUCGUUUCUGCUAA
Molecule: messenger RNA, 855 nt
Organism: Lentinula edodes (shiitake mushroom)
Lineage: Eukaryota; Fungi; Basidiomycota; Agaricomycetes; Agaricales; Omphalotaceae
Product: FRG1-like family-domain-containing protein
Exons: 4
Coding region: 1-855 (284 amino acids)
Cellular component (GO): nucleolus; catalytic step 2 spliceosome; striated muscle dense body
Molecular function (GO): actin filament binding
Source: RefSeq, a predicted model, not a curated record